This is a messenger RNA of Dicrocoelium dendriticum, 2778 nucleotides long. The record is from the annotation of a GenBank genome assembly. Lineage: Eukaryota; Metazoa; Platyhelminthes; Trematoda; Plagiorchiida; Dicrocoeliidae.
AUGGUAGUGGGGGUGGGGGUGGGGGGUGGGGUUGGGGUGGGGGGGGGGUGGGGGGGGUGGGGUUUGGGGGUGGGGGGUGUUGGGGGGGGCUGUGGGUUGGUGGGUGGGGGGUCGGGGGGGGGGGUGAGGGGGGUGUGGUGUUGUGGGGUUGGGUGGGGGGGGGGGGGUGGGGGGGGGGGGGUGCACGCGUGGGUGGGGGUGGGGGGUUGGGGGGUGAGGGGGGUGGGAUUUGUGGGGGGGGUGGGGUGGGGGUGGAUGGUGGUGGGGGGAUGUAUGGGGCGUGGGGGGUGCGGGUGGGUUGGGGGGGGGGGGGAGUGGGGGUGGGGGUUGGGGGCGGGGGGGGUUUGGGGUGGGGGGGGGGGGGGGGGGGGGUGGGCGGGGUGGGGGGGUUGGGGGGUUGAGGUUGUUGGUGGUAUGGGGGGUUGUGAGGUGGGGUGGGGGGGGGUGUGGGGGUGGGGGGGUGUGGGUGGGGGGGGGGGGGGGGGGGGGGGCGGUGGGGUGUGGGUGGAUGGGGUGGGGGUGGGGGUGGGGUGGGGGGGAGGCGGGGGUGUGGGGUGGUGUGUGGGGGGGUCGGUGGGGGGGGGUGUAUUGGGGUGGUUGGGGGGUGGGGGUGGGUUGGGGGGGGGGGGGGGAGUCGGGGGGGGGAGGGGGGGGGGGUGGGGGUGGUGUGGGGGGUGGGGCGGGGUGGGUGUGUUGGGGGGUGGUGGGUGGUGGGGGGGUGGGGGGGUGGGGGGGGGGGGGGUGUGGGGGGUGGGUGGGGUGGGUGGGGGGUUGUGUGGGGGUGGGUGGGGGUGGGGGGGGGGGGGUGUGGGGGGGUGGGGGGUGGUGGGGGGGGUAGUGGGUGGGGGGUUCGGUUGUGGGUGUAGUGGAUGUCUUGGGGGGGGGGGUGGGGGGGGGUGGGUGGGGUCGGGUGGGGGGGGGGGGUGGGGGGGGGGGGGUGUGGAGGGGGGUUGGGGGUGUUGGGGGGGGGGUGUUGGUUUGUGGGGGGGGUGGGGGGUUUGGGGGGGUUGUUGGUGUGGGGGGGUGGGGUUGUGGUUCUGGGGGGGGGUGGGCGGGGGGGGGGGGGUGUGGGGGGGGUGGGGUGGGGUUGGGGGUUGGUGGGGUGGCUCGGGGUGGGGGUGGUGGGGUGGGGUUGGGUGGGGGUGGGGUCGUGGGGGGGGGGGGUGGAGGGGGGGUGGGGUGGGGGGGUGGGUGGUGGGGGGGGUGGUUGGGGGGGGGUGGGGAGCGGGGGUGGGGGGGGGGGGGGGGAGGGGUGGUUGUGGGGGGGUGGUGGGGGGGGGGUGUUGGGGGGGGUGGGGGGUGGUGGUGGGUGGUGUGGUGGGGGGGGGUGGGGGUUGGGGGUUGUUUGGUGGUGGGGGGGUGAGGGUGGGUGAGGGUCGUGGGGGGGGGGGGGGGGGGGGGGGGGGGGGGGGUGGGGUUGGGGGGUGUGGGGGUUUGGGGUUGUGUGGGGGGGGGCGGGUGGUGGGGGGGGGGGGUGUAGUGGGGGGGGGUUGGGGUGGGGGGGGGGGGUUUGGGUUGUGGGGGUGGGGUGUUGGGGGGGGGGUGAUGGGUGGGGGAGGAGGGGGGGGAGUGGGGGUGGGGCGGUGGGGGGGGGGGGGGGGGGGGUGGGGGUGGGUUCUUGGGUGGGGGGGGGGGGGGGGUUGGGGGGAGGGGGGGUGGGGGGUGGGUGGUUUGUGGGGGGGUGGGGUGUGGGGGGUGGGGGGUUUGUGGGGUGGGGUAGGGUGGGGGGUUGGGUGGGGGGGUGGGGUGUUGGGGUUGGCGAGGGGGUGGGGUGGGGGGGGUGGGUGUGGGGGGGUCGGUGGGGGUGUUGGGGGUAUGGGGGGGGGGGGGGGGGUGGUUGUGUGUGGAGGUGGGGGGUUGUGGGGGGGGGUGAGGUGGUGGUAUGGGGUGGUUGGUGGGGGGGGGGGGGGGGGGGGGGGGGGGGGGGGGGGGGUGGGAAGUGAGGUGGGGGGGAUUAAGGGGGGUGGGGUGGGGGGGUUGGGUGUGUACGGUCGGGGUUGUUGGGGGUGGGGGGGGGGGUUGGGUGGGGGUGUGGGGAAGGGGGAGGGGGGGGGUGGGGGGGGUGGGGGGGGGGGGGGGGGGGGGUGGUGGGUUGGGGGGGGUGGGUGGGGGGGGUGUGGGGGGCUUGGGGGGUGGUUGGGUGUUGUGAUGGUUGGGGGUGGGGGUGUAGGGGGAGGUGGGGGGGCGGGUGUGGGGGGUGGGGGGGGGGGGGGGGUGGGGGGGGGUGGGGUGGGGGGGUGGGGGGGUGUUGGGUGUAGUUGUGUUGUGGGGAUUGGGGUAAGUGUGGUUGAGCUGGGGGUGGGGGGGGAUGGGUUGGGUGGGGUGGGGGUAAUUGGGUGGGGAGGGGUGGGGAGUGCGGGGGGGGGGGGGGGGGGGGGGGGGGGGGGGGGGGGGGGGGGGGGGGGGGGGGGGGGGGGGGGGGUGGGGGGGGGGGGGGGGGGGGGGGGGGGGGGGGGGGGGGGGGGGGGGGGUGGGGGGGGGGGGGGGGGGGGGGGGGGGGGGGGGGGGGGGGGGGGGUGGGGGGGGGGGGGGGGGGGGGGGGGGGGGGGGGGGGGGGGGGGGGGGGGGGGGGGGGGGGGGGGGGGGGGGGGGGGGGGGGGGGGGGGGGGGGGGGGGGGGGGGGGGGGGGGGGGGGGGGGGGGGGGGGGGGGGGUGGGGGGGGGGGGGGGGGGGGGGGGGGGGGGGGGGGGGGGGGGGGGGGGGUGGGGGGUGGGGGGGGGGUGGUGGUUGGGGGUGUGGGGGUGGGGGGUUGUAUCUCUAGAUUUGGUUUUAUUCUAA